UUCAAAAGUACGAAAUCCAGUGUGACAACAAUGCCUUCGUUCAAUAUUGUGGUAUUUGGCGGCGAUGGAGUAGGCCCCGAGGUUAUCGCCGAAGCAACAAAGAUCCUCAAGGUCGUCCAAGACAACACCGAUAUUCAAUUCAACUUCCAAGACCACCUGUUCGGAGGUUGCUCCAUCGAUGCACACAAUAAUCCCCUCACAGAUGAAGCUCUCGCCGCGGCGAAAUCCGCAAAUGCAGUCAUUCUUGGUGCCGUAGGAGGUCCGAAAUGGGGCACCGGAAAAGUCCGCCCUGAACAGGGCAUUCUGAGACUGCGCAAAGAACUCGGCACCUUUGGAAACCUAAGACCGUGUUUCUUCGCCUCCGACUCCCUGGUUGACGCAUCCCCGCUCAAGGCCGACCGCGUCCGAGGCGUCAACUUCAACAUCAUCCGCGAACUCACCGGCGGAAUCUACUUUGGCGACCGAAGAGAAGACGAGGGCGAUGGAAAAGCCAUGGACACGGAGCCAUACUCAGUCGAGGAGAUCGAGCGUGUAGUGCGGUUAGCAGGAAACCUCGCGCGCGUCGAGAGCCCGCCCGCGCCCGUGUGGAGUUUGGACAAGGCCAAUGUCCUGGCGACAUCGCGACUCUGGCGCAAGACGUUUGAGCGCAUCAUGAAGGAGGAGUUUCCCGAGCUCGAACACGGCACCCACCUCAUCGACUCGGCUGCUAUGCUCAUGAUUCAAAAUCCCCGCAAGCUCAACGGUGUAGUGGUCACGAGCAAUCUGUUUGGAGACAUCAUCAGCGACGAGGCCAGCGUUAUCCCGGGUAGCUUGGGUCUGCUGCCGAGUGCGAGUCUGGGAGCCAUUCCCGAUGGCAAGACGCCUAUCAACGGCAUCUACGAACCCAUCCAUGGAUCCGCCCCCGAUAUCGCCGGCCAGGGCAUCGUCAACCCCGUCGCAACCAUCCUCUCCAUGAGCAUGAUGCUCAAGUACUCGUUAUGCCGCCCAGACAUUGCGGCAAAAAUCGACGAAGCCACCAAGAUCGUCAUCGAUAACAACAUCCGGACGAAGGAUAUCGGCGGCUCGUCCAAGACCUCCGAGGUCGGCGAUGCUGUGGCUAAGGAGUUGGAGACUCUUCUGAAGAAGUAA
This is a messenger RNA of Periconia digitata, 1128 nucleotides long. Lineage: Eukaryota; Fungi; Ascomycota; Dothideomycetes; Pleosporales; Periconiaceae. The record is from the annotation of a GenBank genome assembly.